Molecule: messenger RNA, 714 nt
Organism: Microstroma glucosiphilum
Lineage: Eukaryota; Fungi; Basidiomycota; Exobasidiomycetes; Microstromatales; Microstromataceae
Exons: 1
Coding region: 1-714 (237 amino acids)
Molecular function (GO): zinc ion binding; nucleic acid binding; endonuclease activity
Source: RefSeq, a predicted model, not a curated record
AUGUCUCUAGAUCUGCAGCGACGUCCCUCUCAAUGCCCUCACUGCCGAGCGACCCUCUCUGAGACGGUGCAAUAUGGUAUCUCCUCCGGCCAGCCCAAGCUCAUCGACCCGCACGUCGUCUCCGUGGAUGCCAUUACACCACGAGCACACGGCGGGAGGUACACAAGGGAGAACAUCGCCUUUGUCUGCUGGUCCUGCAGCGUGGCCAAGGGGCACGGCUCGGUGGCGGCUCUGAGGUCGUUUCUCCUGGCACUCAAAGAGAGGGCGGUCAUUGGCUCUGGAAGGUUUCUUGCUGUGGACCCGCCUCGGCGGACGGCCCUCACUGAAAUGGAUAGGCAAUACAUCCAAGAGUGGGCAGACCGUCAACACCAACGAGUCCUCAAUACCGUGGCAAACAAUCCGCGCAAGGCAGGAGAUCUGUCGGUCGGAGACAUUGUUGAGCUAGGUUGCGCAAGGUACAUCGGCCAAGGCAGGUACCUGGACCCGAGUGGCCUGUCCCUGCCUCUUUGGGCAGGCUCCCUCGACCGGAUCGACCCUGGAGGAGGAUACGCUCUUUCAAACGUACGAGCGCUCCACACCGUGUUCAAUCGGAUCAGGAUGGACGCACCUGAUGAUGCCCCGAUCAAGCAAGUGAUCGCGCACCUGAAGGCUGCCGACCUCGACGAUGCGGACGCCCCAGUGGAGAUGCUGGGUGGUGAGCAAUUCAGGAGGUGA